AUGAAAAAGAUUGGGGGUGGCGGCCAAAAUAAGGCCUGUGAAAGUCAACUAGUCAGUAGCUCCACGUCAGGAAGCCGCAGACGUUGUGAGCCCAAGAAUAAAACACCGUCCUUGCAGGAACAUGCAAAAGAUUUCGAAACGGCCUUCUGCCCAGGCAUUGGUGAGGAGACCGCCCCGAAGCAGGCGUUCUUAAGUCGCGUCAAUGAAUGGAACGGCCAUUCAGCCCCGGUGUUUGCUGCGGGACCUCCAGGACCCGCAAAGCGCCAGCUCGCCCGAGUUCCCGGGUCUCGGGAAAGUGGAAUCCUGCAAGGACCUGACGCCGCAGUCGGGAAAGAUCCCGCUUCCUGUCCCCCGGAGUACACGGCGAGAGGGUGGCCGAGCUCCCCCUGCUCUUUGCAGGGGGCCGGGCUUGGGGACGGUGGCGGCGGUGUCAGCCUCUGGGCAGCUGCUCCCAGCGCGGUAAGGCAUCUUUACAUUUGUGAUUAUCAUAAAAAUUUAAUUCAGAGUGUUCGUAACAGAAGAAAGAGAAAAGGGAGUGAUGAUGAUGGAGGAGAUUCACCAGUUCAAGAUAUUGAUACUCCAGAGGUUGAUUUAUACCAAUUACAAGUAAAUACACUUAGGAGAUACAAAAGACACUUCAAACUACCAACCAGACCAGGACUUAAUAAAGCACAACUUGUUGAGAUAGUUGGUUGCCACUUUAGGUCUAUUCCAGUGAAUGAAAAAGACACCUUAACAUAUUUCAUCUAUUCAGUGAAGAAUGACAAGAACAAAUCAGAUGUCAAAGUUGAUAGUGGUAUUCACUAGGAGAGAUGGAAUUGAGACUGAGACUUGGAUAUGCAGAUGUUAAGACUGUUUACUGUUUUUCACAUGUAGAAAUAAAUGUCCCUGUGUAUUUUUUCUACAGAGGAUUUUCUCUGGUUUUAUUUUCUUUGUUUCUGACUCUAAUAAUUAGUUGGAAACUCAUGUAAAGAAGCUUUCCUAGAUUAACAAGUAUUUUAAAUAAAAGUAUUACUAUUAUA
This is a messenger RNA of Myotis lucifugus (little brown bat), 1022 nucleotides long. It is a transcript of the gene SAP30, whose product is annotated as Sin3A associated protein 30. The record is from RefSeq and is a predicted model, not a curated record. Gene Ontology annotation, biological process: regulation of DNA-templated transcription. NCBI's taxonomy places the organism in Eukaryota, Metazoa, Chordata, Mammalia, Chiroptera, Vespertilionidae. Gene Ontology annotation, cellular component: histone deacetylase complex. Bases 1 to 807 code for a protein of 268 amino acids. Gene Ontology annotation, molecular function: transcription coregulator activity; protein binding. The transcript has 5 exons.